This is a messenger RNA of Medicago truncatula (barrel medic), 3724 nucleotides long. Its product is annotated as COP1-interactive protein 1. Bases 286 to 3474 code for a protein of 1062 amino acids. The record is from RefSeq and is a predicted model, not a curated record. The transcript is spliced from 8 exons. Lineage: Eukaryota; Viridiplantae; Streptophyta; Magnoliopsida; Fabales; Fabaceae.
UACUUUUUAUGUGUCAUUGAAAUAACGUUGUUGGAAACUGAGACAAAAACAUAACAUCAAACCUUAAUAUCACAAACAAACAUAAGAUCUCUUGUUUUGUUCUUAGUUUCAUAACUCGUUCUGUUCUUACACGCUACGUUACUUUGUUUUGCUUCAUACCAACGAGUUGAACCACCGAGUUUAGUGUUUUUUUUUUAGUGUUUUAGUUGGUGGAGUAAUUGUUUGGGAGAGAUGAAAAUGAUUAAGAGCUUAUUUGAAACGUGAGUUUUGUGAUGUGAAGUGAAGAUGUUUCGUUCUUCAAAAUGGAGAAGUGAGAAGAAUAGGAUUAAAGCUGUUUUUAAGCUUCAAUUCAAUGCUACUAAGGUGUUACAAUCAGGGGUGGAUGCAUUGGUGUUGUCAAUAGUUCCUGGUGACAUUGGAAGACCAACAAAAAGAUUAGAGAAAGCUACGGUUCAAGAUGGAAAUUGUCGGUGGGAGAAUCCGGUAUACGAAACAGUCAAGUAUUAUCAGGAUCCGAAGACCAGAGAAAUCAACGAUAAAAUAUAUAAAUUUUUGCUCUCAACGGGGUUAUCAAAAGCUAGCGCCGUCGGGGAGGUUUCUGUGAACUUUGCUGAUUAUGUAGAUGCCACAAAGCCUUCCCAUGUCUCUCUUCCCAUCAGGAAUUCUCAUGGUGAUGCUGUUUUGCAUGUAUCUAUCCAGAGAAUGCAAGAAAAAAAUGAUCAAAUUCAAAGAGAGGAAGAUGAAUGUGAAGAUAUAAAACUAAAAUUCGAUGAUAUGAGCUCAAGAAACCAAUUCAGCAACGGUGAUACAGAUGAAAGCACUAAAAGUUAUUUUUCUGAAGAUGUCUCUUCCAAAGCAAUAAUCAACAGGACGUCUAGUGGGUCCGACGUUACAUUGUCAAGUUCUGAUGACAGCUCUGGAGUUGAUACUCCCUGCGAACUUGGACUGAGAAAAACAAACAUUCAACCCACCACAAACCAGUUUGUUCCAGUUAUGUCCCGUGCCGCAGAAUCUCCAAAUGCUGCUGUUAAUGCCUUGACACCGAUGCAUGAUUUACAUCAGAGAUCACAAUGGGGUUGGUCAUCUAGCUCAGAGCUCGGGUUAAGCAUGGGCGAUUCAACAAACGGUUCUCAAAAUGCCCUUUCCAAGGAAAGUUCCCAAGAGGCAUCCCAUUUGGAGAUUGAGAGACUCAAAGCUGAACUUGCUGCUUUGGCGAGGCACGUGGAUGUGUCGGACAUGGAACUACAGACCCUUAGGAAACAAAUUGUAAAGGAAAGCAAAAGAGGGCAGGAUCUCAUGAAGGAAAUCAUUAUCUUGAAAGAUGAAAGGGACGCACUCAAGACAGAAUGUGACAAUGUCAGGUCUUUCCACAAACGCAUGGACGAUGCCAAAGUGAGAAACAGGUCACAGUUGGAAAGUGGAGAUCAUCAUGCCUUUGUCGAAGAAAUCAGACAAGAAUUGAAUUAUGAGAAAGACACGAAUGCAAAUCUCCGAUUACAGUUAAAAAAGAUGCAAGAAUCAAAUGCUGAAUUGGUUCUUGCCGUGCAGGACCUGGAAGAGAUGUUGGAGCAGAAAAAUAUGAAUAUGUCUAAACAUUCCAAUGGACAGGAACACAAUAAAAAUUCCCAAGAGUUAGAGAUGAAACUCUCACAAUGUGAAACAAGUGAUGAUGAAGAUCAAAAAGCAUUGGAUGAUCUUGUCAAGGAGAAAAGUGAUGCCAAGGAGACACACUUGCUUGAGAAAAAAAUUAUAGACUUGUAUGGUGAAAUUGAAAUGUAUAGGAGGGACAAAGAGGAGUUAGAGAUGCAAAUAGAGCAGAUUGCACUAGACUAUGAGAUAUUAAAACAGGAAAACCACAAGCUUGUACAUAAGCUAGAGCAAAGCCAACUGCAGGAACAGUUAAACAUCCAAUAUGAGUGUUCAUCUCCUCCUGGUGCUAUGAAUGGCAUUGAAACUCACAUUGAGAAUCUGGAAAAAGAACUCAAGGAACAGUCAGAAGAUUUCUCAAAUUCUCUAGCUACCAUUAAGGUACUAGAAACCCAUAUCAGAAGAUUAGAGGAGGAAAUGGAGAAACAAGUACAAGGAUUUGAAGCUGAUAUAGAAGCAAUGGCACGUGAAAAAGUCGAGCAAGAGCAAAGAGCCAUCCAAGCCGAGGAUGCGUUGCGAAAGACCAGACUGAAAAAUGCUAAUACAGCUGAAAGGCUUCAAGAGGAAUUCCAGAGACUCUCAAUGCAAAUGACUUCUACCUUUGAUGAAAAUGAGAAGGCUACCUUGAGAGCUUUGACAGAAGCAUGUGAACUACGAUCGCAGAAAACUAUACUGGAAGAAAUGCUGCAUAAAGUCCAAGAAGAGCUUCAGUCAACUAAAACUGAUUACGAGGUAAAACUGAACGACCUUUCCAAUCAAAUAGAUACAAUGAAAUUUCAGAUACAGCAGAUGUUGGUGGAAAUCGAAGACAAGUCCAAGCAACUCGAAAAUCAGAAGAAGCUUGGGGAACAAGUUAAUAGGGAUUUCUCUGAGGAGUUUGAUAUGCUAAAAGCUGAGAAUGAAAAUCUUAAACUAGAGAUUUCGCUCUUAAAUGAACAAGUAGAAGGAAAAGAAAUAUUAAGGACUGACUUGGAACUUAUGAAGAAAUCAAUUGAGGAAUCUGAAACAUUGUUACAUCAAGGAACUGUGGAAAGAGAUGAACUUGUGAGCACAAUUGCGUCAUUGAAGAAGGAAGCGGAACAUUCGCUUAACGAGCUAAGUAAAAUGAGAAAUUUCAAGGAAGAAAAAGAAGAAGAGGCUAGACUAUUGAAGUCUGAGUUGGAAGCUAUUAGAGUUCAAUGCAGUGAUUUGAAAAAGUCACUUUUUGAGGAUGAGGCUGAGAAAGAAAAACUAAGAAAGCAAAUUUCCCAGCUAAAGAGUGAAAUAAAGAAGAAAGGUGAUGCAUUAACCAGCAUUGAGAAGAGAUUCAGGGAUAGUAACGGACGCAACCAACUUUCUGAUGGAUCUAAAACCAUCCCAAUCAACAAAAAAAUUGCUUCCAGUCCUCAUCAUUCAAAAGAAAUGGCAAGUCUGAGAGAGAAAAUAAAAAUGCUUGAGGGCCUGAUAAAGUCAAAGGAAACUGCCUUGGAAACUUCAACAACUUCAUCUAUGAAGAAGGAAAAGGAACUUCAGAGCAGAAUUGUGGAGCUGGAGAACAAAGUGGAGGAAUUUAAUCAGAAUGUUACUUUACACGAGGAUAGAAGUAUUAAAAGUUCAAAUGAGAUAUCGGAAAAAGUAAGAAAUAGAUUGGAACACGCGGACAACAGUCUUAGUGGCGUAUUGACCGAAUUGUCGUCAUUGAAGGAAAGAAACAAAUCAAUGGAAAGCGAGCUCAAAGAGAUGCAAGAGAGAUACUCAGAAAUGAGUCUCAAAUUUGCUGAGGUAGAAGGUGAAAGACAAAUUCUUGUUAUGACUGUAAGAAACCUCAAGAGUGUCCACAAGGGCUGAGAGUUUUUUCCUCUUGAUAUAUUGGAGCCUGCAGUGUAUAGCUGUAGCAGGUGCACUUUGCAACAGUGGAACACAAUUUAUAACGAAUAAACUAAUGUUUAAAAUGGUAAAAUAUGUUAUUUUUACGCAAAAGUGGUUGUUUAGAGGAUAUAUAGCAAUGCAGAAUUCAAAGAAUUAAACAUUUGUGUUUAGAUGUAUUCAAGAGAUGCAUAAAAGUUCUUAAUAAGUUAGUACCUCCAAAUAUCCAAUA